AUGGUUCAUCCGGCAACAAUAGAAGGUUUCCUGGAUGAUCACCCGGAUUCCUACUGGUUAGUUGCGGAUAUACUAAAUAUUGAAUGGCGAAAAGGAUGUCUAACGACGGCUGGUUGUGCGGAACCACGAUUUCAAGUAACCAAAAUGAAUACUGCCAACGAUGAAGCUAAUUUAAUUAGCUGGCCUGUUACACUCAAAUUAGCUGAGGAAACAUCACAUUCAUUCAUAUCACAUUGGACAUCACGAAGUGUUAGCGACAUUGCCUUGAAAUGUGAAGUGGCUGGCUUAGAUCCCAUCUAUGGCUUCCCAAGGAUAUGCGAUACCACUCCUUUAAAGCAUAUUUUUGAUGAUUAUGAUCAGAAUGGCCAUCUUCAACAUCCAAAGAAGAUUCAAUAUUCGAAUAAUGGAAAACUUGUUGUAGAAGUGAAAGGGAAAUGUUUCAAUGUUUCACUUGCACUACAAAAAUACGAUCGUUGUCCAACCUGUAUCGAACAUCGCAAUAUUGCUGUUGUUGAACAGGUCAUUUCAAAAUAA
Acanthocheilonema viteae is the source of this 534-nucleotide messenger RNA. NCBI's taxonomy places the organism in Eukaryota, Metazoa, Nematoda, Chromadorea, Rhabditida, Onchocercidae. The record is from the annotation of a GenBank genome assembly.